Molecule: messenger RNA, 837 nt
Organism: Ricinus communis (castor bean)
Lineage: Eukaryota; Viridiplantae; Streptophyta; Magnoliopsida; Malpighiales; Euphorbiaceae
Exons: 3
Coding region: 1-837 (278 amino acids)
Source: RefSeq, a predicted model, not a curated record
AUGCCACCAAUAUAUCAAGAGAGGAAGAAACUUGAAUUCCUUGAAUUGAAACAAAAUGAGAUGUCUGUUACUGACUAUGAAUUACAAUUUACAAAGUUAUCCAGGUAUGCACCAGAGGAAGUGGCAACUGAUGAACUGAAGAGGAAUAGAUUUGAGAGGGGUUUGAGAUUGGAGAUAUGUGAAAAAGGUGCAUCAUUUACACCUAGAGGAGGAUCAAGAAGUCAGCGAGGAGGUUUUAGAGGAAGAGGUAGUUAUCAGUUUAGAGGGCCAAGUAGUAUAACUUUGGGUAGAAGUAGUGGAUCAGCGAACAUGCUAGGUAAUUCUAGGUUUACUAGUAGAGGAUAUAGACCUGUUUGUGGCACUUGUGGAAGGACCAAUUUAGGAGAGUGUUGGGGACCGAGAGUGCAGGCUUGUUAUAGAUGUGAGAAACCUAGGCAUUAUGGCAAUGAGUGUGUAGUAGGUAGAGGAGCAUAUAGUACCUACCAUUCAGGAGGACAAAGUAGUGUUGGGGAUAAUGUAGUACCUGCAGUGACUGGUCGUGGAAGAGGUAGGGGAGGUAAAAGUGGAGCUACAACAGCAUAUGUCCAUAUUGAAGAUGCGAACCAGUCCUUACUGCAGGCAAGAGUGUAUGCUGUUACGAGGCAUGAUGCAUAUGUGUUAGUUGACCCUGGAUCUACAUGUUCAUUCAUUUCAUGGGAUUUUGCAUUGAAAAUGCAUUGUGGCAUUGAAUCUGUAGGAUAUGAUAUUUGUGUUUCGAUGCCUGGUGGAGGAGUAACAAUGGUGAAUACUGUAGUUCGGGCUUGUUCCGUGAUGAUUUGUGGUACAAAUAUGCUGUAG